AUGAUAGAUAAUUAUAAAGCUUGGAAUGUGCCUAAAAUUUGCAUGUUAUUCCCAGUCCAAGUGGCAGAGAGGAUUAUUGCGACACCUCUCAUUGGGUCGGUUUAUGUGGAUAAAUUGGUUUGGGCGGAGGAACGAAAUGGUUAUUACUCUGUCAAAUCCGGGUACAAGCUUGCUAUGAAGUGUAUUUUUCGUAAUGAUAAAUACCAUGUGGAAGGUAAUUGGAAAGAAAUAUGGAAAGCGCAUGCUCCGCAUAAAGCGCGUCAUCUUCUUUGGAGAUUAUGUAGGAUAUGUAUUCCAACGAGGCGUCGGUUAUUAGAACGUCAUGUUGAUUGUGAUGUUCAUUGUCCAUUAUGUGAAGAUGAGGUAGAAGAUGAUAUACACACUUUUUUCACCUGCGUUUCUACUCAAUACAGUUGGCAAGCAGCUGGACUAUCAUCUGUCCUGGGUUCCGCAGCUUGUCAGCAAGGUAGUGCGGUAGAUAGAGUGUUUGCCUUGUGUCGGAAUGAGGAUUACACUACUAUAGGUAGAGUGGCCACACUGUUAUGGAGUAUAUGGCAUAACCAGAAUGAUAAAAUUUGGAAUGAUAAUGUUAGAAGUCCAAUCCAAAUUGGUCGAGCUGCGUUUGAUCAUUGGAACGAGUGGUUUGCAGUCCAUAAGUUGCGAAGUAACGAUGAUCAUGAUGUUCCGCUUGUCAGCACCAAUUGGUGGGAAAAGCCUCAUAUAGGAUGGUUAAAGUGCAAUGUAGAUGCAACAUUUUUUGUCGGUGCAGGUAGGACCGCAAUAGGUGCUUGUUUUCGUAAUAAUUCUGGUGAGUUUAUGGCUGAAAUUACGCAGUGGCAGCAACUGACUUUAUCAACAGAGGAGGGUGAAGCAUGA
Trifolium pratense (red clover) is the source of this 876-nucleotide messenger RNA. RefSeq lists its product as uncharacterized. The transcript has a single exon. The record is from RefSeq and is a predicted model, not a curated record. Bases 1 to 876 code for a protein of 291 amino acids. NCBI's taxonomy places the organism in Eukaryota, Viridiplantae, Streptophyta, Magnoliopsida, Fabales, Fabaceae.